GGCCAAAAGUGGAAAUUGUCCAGUGUCUUUUUGUUUUGGACACACUUGACCUAAUAAUGCUGCUAUAUUGUGAAGAUAUUCAUGUUAAGGAGAAAAAAGGAAGCUGUAUAAAUCUGCAUAGAUGUCUUGCUGUUCAUGUAUGUUUAAAGAUCCAUUUUUUUUUUGGAGGCUCCCUACUCACUUAUCUCAGUUUUAACGUCAUAGGGGCUUCAGUUGAGUCACCUCCCACAUCAUCACUGGGUCCUACAGUAGACAAAUCAAGUGAAUACGGACAAACACUUAAUAUGAUCAGCAUUGCAGUUUUGUCUGCCACAACUGAAGCAUCCGUUUGCAAGUGAGCUGUCUAGGCAGAGGCAGAGAACGGAGGAAAAAUGUUCCGUUGCCGAGUGAUUCUUUUGGAUGACACCCACAUUGAGCGGGACCUGGAGAAAAAUGCAGUGGGCCAGGUGCUGUUUGAUGACGUUUGUGAUCAUCUCAACCUGCUGGAGAGGGGUUACUUUGGCCUGGCAGCAUGGGACUCCUCCAACAACAGGGUGUGGCUUGACUUUUCUAGAGAAGUUCACAAGCAGAUCAUAGAUCAUGAUGCUACAUUCACUUUCAACGUCAAGUUCUACCCACCUGAUCCCUCCUUAUUGGCCGAGGACCUCACCAGAUAUUUACUCUGUCUGCAGGUGAGGAUGGACAUCAUGACCAAUCGUCUGCCCUGUCCAUCAGAUAUGCUGACAGUGUUGGGUUCAUACAUUGUCCAGUCGGAGUUUGGAGAUUAUGACCCUGAUGUGCAUGGGCCGGGGUACCUCAGUACUAUUGCCCUCGCACGCAAUCAGACGCCAGAGCUGGAAGAGAGUGUGGCUGAGCUGCAUCGCACAUACAAAUCAAUGACUCCUGCUCAGGCUGAUGAGAAUUUUCUGCAGAAUGCCAUGACGCUCCCCUUGUAUGGAGUGGACCAGCAUCCUGCUAAGGAUGUCAGUGGAGCAGAUGUGAUGCUGGGUGUGUCUGCUGAUGAAAUUGUGGUGUAUGAGGGCAAGACAAAGACACAGAGUUUCCCAUGGUCCAGAGUGCUGAAGAUUUCUUACAUCCGCAACAAAUUCCACCUCAGGAUCCGCCACACACAGGACGCUACUGAAAGUGCCUUCAACUACAUUCUGUCCAGCUACCGAGCUUCUAAACGCCUGUGGAAGGUUGCUGUGGAGCACCAUGCUUUCUUCAGAAACCACCGACAAGACAAGUAUGAGGGACUUGUGCAGCUAGGCUCCAGGUUCCGUUUCCGUAGGAACACUCAUACCGAAACUCUAGAGGCCAGCUCCAACAUCAAGCGGCCCGGUCCACCCGUCGCACACUCUGCCAUCAAGAAAAAAGCAAAGGAAAGCAUGCUUCAGGGUUUGAAGAGUCCAACCCGAAUGCAAGAUGAUUGGUUCGACGUGUUCGAAUUUGACCGCUCAAGACCCACUUCCAUCCCAGAGACCACCUAUACUUACCAAGAGACUCUGGCAUCCACACAAGUGGAUACUAAGACUCGCAGACACAGACAUAGAGACAUAAAAAAAGGUGCAGAGACCCUUGAGGAAGAGGAGGAUGAUGAGGUGCCAGAGGAAGAACAAGAGUGGUUUCAGCUGCUGGGUUCACGUUCCUUUCCCAAACAAGUCUCUCUGACUUCAGAUACUGAAAAAUUAGAAAGUGCACUGCCCAAGUAUUGGAAGCACAAUUCUGAAGACUGGAUGGUCCUCCUCUACCCCAAAAUAUCUGAAACCUCUCUUUGGGAACAGCAGGCAGCACCAUUGUUUCCACAAGCUGGACAGCAGGAAGAGGAAUAUGAAAAGCAACAAUGGGAGGCGAGAACUUCAGAAGAGAGCAUUAAGAUGGUCAAAAUAAGAAAAGAUGUUCAGUUUAUGAACGAAGGGCGUGAAGGAUUACAGACAUUUAUAGAGGAAAAGCUAGUGGAAGAGGGUGAUGGAGAGAGAUUACAGAAAAUUGUUAUUAACGAACAGAGAACACAGGAAGAAGAAAUGUACGAGGAGCAACCUGAAGGGGUUUUUGUUGAAAGAAUGAUAAGGAGAGUGGAAAUAGUAGAGAAGAUACAGGAGGUGGUGAUAGAAGAAGGUCAGACUGAAAAGAUUAAGGGAUUAGAGAAAAGACUGCUAGAAGUGGAGACUAUUGGACAAAGACUGCAAGAUGUGGAAGACCUGAAAGUCAGAUUACAGGAAAUAGAAAUGUUGGAGCAGAAACUGCAGGAACAGGAGGAGCAACUACGAGAUGAAUAUGACGUCUGGUACAUUCUGCUGGAUAGCAGGCCUUUAGUCUCCUCUGCAGGUCUCAUUGAGAUGGCAAAGCGGAAAGAAUCAAUUAAACUGUUGGAAGAGGAGCCACUGCAAAAGGUCUCACCAAUUCAGGUCAGAGAUGUCUGGCAUAUUCUACUGGAGCUGCUUCCACGAUCACAGUGGGCCACACAUCUUCCACGGGCUCCUUCAGUGGAGGAAAUUGUCAAGGCACCAGUAGCAGCAGAGGAGAGAAGAUGGGAGGAGAUGAGACUGCAAGAGGAGAAGAGGCGAUCAAGUCAGAUGAGGAUAACCACACAAUAUACCUUCCCAGAAGGGGGGGAAAGGCAGCCAGAGACAGAUGAGAGGGAUGACUGGUUUUACCUGCUGGAUGCUUCUCCUAAAGAAUCAAUGCUUGGCAGAAUCUUGGAAGUUUAUGAAGAGACCACAAAGGAGAAAGUGAGGCUAGUUGAAGAGCAAAGGAGCUUCAUAAAGAUAGAUAUGCCUUUUGAAAUGGUGCCAAGGGAUCCAGAAGAGCUGCAAGAAAGUGACCGCUGGUUUCUGCUUUUCGACCAAAUACCUUUCGAGAAGAGAAGUGUUCCUUCAGAUACUCUAAAAAGAAGAAUGGAAAUAGAAGAAGCGUGGAGGGUAAAAGAGGAAGAAAAGAAAAGACAGCAAGCACAGAAAAUGUUGCUGGAUGAAACCAUGCCUCCAAGAGAGGUGAAGGCCGUGCUGCCAGAGCUUUCUGCUAAAGAAUUAGAGGUGUCAGACUCAUGGUUUGCAGAGGAGAAGAGAUUAAAAGAGCCGCAGGAGGAAAGGAUCCGAGAGGAGGAAAAGAGAAAACGCGAGGCAGAGGAAAAGAGAAAACGCGAGGCAGAGGAGAAAAGAGUUCGUAUAAUCAUGCAGAGAGAAGAAGUGCCUGAGAUAGAGGAGGGUGAAGACUGGUUUAUCCUGUUUCAGACUCCUUUUAUAAUAAAAGUGGCCAAGAAAGCCGACGAGGAGCAGCUCAGGAAACUGGAGGAGUGGAAGAAACGAGUGAAGAUCGAGGACAGGAGAAAAGGCGCAGCCAUACAAGAGGAAAGAGCAGCUUACAGGGAUGUAAAGGACGACUGGUUUAUACUUCUGGAUGCUUCUCUUAAAGACCAAGAACUCAAGCCUCCUCCCUCCCUCCCCUCUCCAGUCAUUUCCCCAGUUGUUGUGCCUAAGCCUCGCCCAGAGCCUAAGCCCCUUCUAGAGCCCAAGAUCAGCCCAGAGCCUAAGCUCCGCCCAGAGCCUAAGCCCCGCCCAGAGCCUAGGCCCCGUCCAGAGCCUAAGCCCCGCCCUGUGCCUCCAGCUGACCAACCGCUGACCUCCACUCCCACUGCACAACCUGUGCCUAUCCCCAGACCAACCUAUCUGGACGAGUCACUGAACAGACUGGACAUCACGCAAGAAUCGGAGGAGGAAUCAAUGUCAGUCCUUAUCAGAAAGAGAAUGAUGAAGAGAAUGGAGGGUGAAAGCAUUUAUGUCCGUCACAGCUUGCUAAUGUUGGAGGACUUAGAUGUGACUCAGGAAGUGGUGCUGAAGCAUCAUGCCAGUGUCGGUGAGUUAAAGCGGAUCUUUAUGGAGGAAGUGCCUGUGCCUGGCCCCACCGAGUGGGACAAACGCCUCUCCACACACAGCACUGUCCACAUUCCCCAGAUAACUGAUGGCCAGUACCUCGUCACCAUGGACACAAUGGAAAUGGAAUCAGUCAUUAUCAGAAAGGUAGAAGAGGAUGAAUCAGCCAUGUGAUGUAGCUUCAGCAUGCUUACACAAAGAAAACCAUCCAACCAUCUAUUUAUUAAGCCAGCACUCAAAACUCUUUUUCUACUGAAACAUUGUCACAGAUGCUUUGCAAUUAUUACUUGUGUUUUUAUUUCACUUAUUCUGCAUUUUUAAGAAUUUUUGAGAAUUGUAGUUUCUUUUUCUUUUUUAAUUGUAUUUGAAUACCAGUCUAUAUAUUGUGCGCAUUAUAAUACCUGACGUGCUUUGAUUUCUGUAGCCUGUGUGAGAAGCUUCAUAGUGAGUGAAUAAUGUGUGUUUGUAGCAGAAUGGAUAUAAGUUGUUGCUGAAGCUGUACGCCUGUCAGUAUUCAGCAGACACGUUUUGAAAGCUCUAUUACUCUAACUGAAAGGUGAGUCUUCCUUUGUGCUGAAAAUGUCAUGCAUUUAUUUGAUUCAAAUGUUUGAACUGAAUCAUUUACACAUUCCACACAGUGAAAUAUAUUGCCUAUAUAUUACAUAUGCAGGUACACUCACUGGCCACUUUAUUAGGUGCACCUAUCUAGAGCUUUAGCUGGGCCUGAAACUUUGGUCCAAACACAAAUACAGCCAGAGAAUUAUCUGGCUGAGCCUGACCCAAUGCACAGCGUCACAUUUUGAGUCCAAACUUGACCCGAGCCUGACAAACUUCUUUUGGAACCAGAGCCGACCCGAAAUGUCUCAAGUAUUCUCAUCACCCAAAAUGCUGCAUAAAGCACGGCAGGAUAGCACCGGUUUAAUUAACACGUAGCAACAAUAAUAGCACUCAUUAGAUCACAGACCAAUUAAAUAAAAUUAAACAAAAUUCUUCAAGCAACUACAUUCCAAACAUAUUAGUCUGAAUAAACUUUAGUCUGGAUAUAAUUACAUGUUUUGCUGAUUUUCUAAAUGAAAAGAAGUUAACACAUCCUCCAUAAGGAACAAACCUAAAUGGAGCCUUUUGCGAUCUGCAAAUGUUUGUUUACAAUUUCUAUUUAUUUGCUGAAUUUAACAUAUUGGCAAAAAAACAUAAUUAUUUUAAACACAUAUUCUGGCAAAAUUUUACAUUUUAUUCUUUUCAAUAUGGAAUUCUGCCAACAAACAGUACUUGUGUAAAAUGUGCAGAAGUGUGUUCUCUGUAGAGGUUGUGUUUACUUAUUUCACUUAGAAAAUUAAUAAACCAUGUAAUUUGACCAGUCACGGCCAAACUUUUCCAAACAAUGGUAUCACAGGCAAUUAGCACUUACCUGUUUAAUUCUAACGCUCUUCUUUACAUAGAAUAACAUGUUGACCAUGUAAACAUACUUUAAUCAAACUUCCUUUUGGCUGAACUAACCUGACGAUCGAUUUGCUGUUUAUUUCCUGUGCAUUGUGAACCUUGGUGCUAGAUUCAACAACAUGAGAGGAUGCCAGUUUUAUUUCCUAAUAAAAUGCAGAGUAAUAUUUGUGAAAGGAGAAAAACAAAAACAAAGUGGGUGACGACUGUAAGAAUUCAAACAUGACAUUUGAACCUGACCCAAACCUGAUACAUAUUUCGAAAAAAUAACAUUCAAAUCAAAUAUUUCAAGCUCAAGUAUCUACACUUAUAGUCCACUUUAAUUUAUUCCACUUACCACAUCCAUAUAUAUAUGGUGUUGGCACGUUAGUGUGUAUUGUGAUGGUAUCAGUGUAUCAGACACAGCACUGUUGCUGGAGUUUUUAAAAACUUUGUCCACUUACUGUCUGCUCUUUUAGACUCUUACCUUCUUGGUCCACCUUGUAGAUGUAAAGUUAGAGAUAGAGUGCAUCUGUUGCUGCACAGUUUGUUUUGGCCAUCCUCUAGACCUUCAUCAGUGGUCAGUUUCUGGCCACAGGACGCUGUUGGCUGGAUAUUUUUGGUUAGCGGACUAUUCACAGCCCAGCAGUGACACUGGUUUGUAAUAAAAAAAACUUAAGCAGCACUGAUGCCACUACCAUGCCCGUGUCACUGCAGCACUGAAAAUGAUCCACCGCCCAAAUAAUACCUGCUCUAUGGUGGUCUUUUGGGGGUCCUGACCAUCAAAUAUGUUAAAAUGGGUCAAAUUAUGCAGAAAAACAGAUGGACCGCAAUCUGUAAUUAUAGAACCACAAACCUAUAUGGUAAGUGGAGCUGAUAAAAUGGACAAUGAGUGUAGAUGCAAGGUGGGUGUACCUCUUAAAGUGGUCAAUAACUAUAGAUAUACAAUUAUAUUAAAUGUCUCACAGCAUUAAUGUUGGCAAGAAUUGUGUUAAUGUCACCUUUUUAGAUUCAUAUAGCCAAUAUUUUUCAUGUACAUAUCCACUUGUUGAUACAUAAAUAUUUAUAAAAUGGAAAAAAUGGAACUAGAUCAAUCUGGAUUAGCAUUACAGAGAAAUACCACAUUUAUUUCUGUAGGGUUACAAACAGUGCUCGAUUUGAGGAGGGAUGUGAGAGGAUGCCACUCCCUCUGUCAAAAAAAAUGUGAAAAAAACAUCCUCUCCCCUUUAGAUUAACGUGAUGUUUUUAUUAUCAAUAAUUUUCACUUCACACAUAUGUAUGAUUUACACAAAAUGGGAGAUCUCAAGUUAUAAUCAGGCAGGCACUUACAGAAGGGGUGGUUAUUCAGAAUAAAUUGCUUUUUCUUUUGUGGAGUGCAAAAUGUGCACCAGUUAUCAGGGUUGCGAGGUUCACAGUAUUCCUGCCAAAUUGGGCUAGUUUGAAAAUGCAUCUGUGGGAGAAAAACGAUAAAGUUUCAGCUUCUGGUGGGCGGCUUUUUAACAAACUUCAGACUGGAGAUUUUUUGCUGGACCUGGCAACCCAUCCCAUUGUACAGCGAAUGCUAAAAAAUACAGCAAGAGCAAAAAAAAAAAGAAAAACAGAUAGGGUAACCAGCAUUAAGAGAUGUUGUCAAUACAACUGAACUCAGUUUUAGUUUAGGGAUGAACCUUAAGACUGAUAUUCUAAAUGUUAUUCUUAAUUGCUUUGGAAAGGUUGUUGCUGCUUGAAAAACUAACAUGUCAAGAGGCACCAAUAAAUUAUCUAGCAUUCAAUACAGUAAGCAGCACUGAGUAGCUCAUGUCUUACACUUUUCUUGAGGAUGGAAGGUGACUGUGUUGGUUAUAGUUCAAUCAAAUGAAUUCAAUGCAUUAUUUUUUCAGUGUGUGUUUUUUGGGGGUAAUUCUCUAACCUAAAUAAAAAAAAGAAUAUGUUGAAUCUCAAAAUACUGCCUCAAAUUUUAUUUUGGAGUUUACAGUUGUUUUUCUUCCAUUGUUUCAGCCAUGCUUGAGAUAUUUAAACUGAACACCAUUCUGGUGUUUAUUAACACCUGUGCGCAGUGGUCCAGCUAGGAAAUCCGUCGCUGUUCUGUUCAUGACAAUAAUCAAGUGGCCAUCUGUCAUCGGAGCAAACUCACGCUGAAAACGCAAAUGAUUUGGUAUGAAGACUGCAGGGCUUAAGAAAGAAACUCUAAGCCGUUGUACUGAUUGGUGAGUCACUGGUCACCAGACUGCCUGACUGGGUUUGGAGUCAUGCCACUGACUGCAUGGCUGCUGCUCAGGAUUAUUUGUCAAUAAUGAGACACGGGAUUAAUCGCCACUUUUUGACCUUAUAAAUUGGACUGUCAUAAAGCACUGGCUUACACACUGAGAACAAAUAGCCAUGUCUCAGAGAAAGAGUGCUGAUCUAGGACCAAUAUGAAUAAACUGUAUUUGUCUCCAAGGGGCAAUAAAUUCCUGGGCAUGUCACCAAUCAAUACAGCAACAACAGACAGAUCACAUAAGCAGAUCACUUUAGUAUAAGCUAAGCAUAAGCCGAUCCUGCUCUGUGAAGUCUGAUAAACAUGAGCUGGUGUGUGUUGGGGGGUGGUGACUCGUUGGUUAGUCUCUUUUAUGCACCAUCUGACAUUUCUGUGAAGUUCAAAG
This is a messenger RNA of Colossoma macropomum (tambaqui), 7909 nucleotides long. It is a transcript of the gene epb41b, whose product is annotated as erythrocyte membrane protein band 4.1b. The record is from RefSeq and is a predicted model, not a curated record. Gene Ontology annotation, biological process: cortical actin cytoskeleton organization. Bases 372 to 4025 code for a protein of 1217 amino acids. Gene Ontology annotation, cellular component: plasma membrane; cytoskeleton. NCBI's taxonomy places the organism in Eukaryota, Metazoa, Chordata, Actinopteri, Characiformes, Serrasalmidae. The transcript is spliced from 26 exons. Gene Ontology annotation, molecular function: cytoskeletal protein binding.